AUGGUGGCAGCGGGAGGCCAGCACACCUGUGCCAUCACUUCCGCGGGCAGGCUAGUUUGCUUUGGCGAGGAUCACGUUGGACAAUGCAGAGUCCCCCCGGACAUGCUUCCGGUUCGUGCUGUAAGUGCAGGGACCUUUCACACCUGCGCUGUGACAGUGGACGGGCGACUCGUAUGCUUCGGGAGCAACCGUUUCGGACAGUGCGAUUCUCCGGAAGCACAGUUUACAGAGGAAGGUACCGUCGCAGCAGUCGCAGCUGGAGGAAAGCACACAUGCGUCCUCGAGCAAGGCAGUAUGCUCCUCAAGUGCUUUGGCGACAACACCUAUGGCCAGUGCAGCGUUCCUGAUAACCUCGGACCUGUUCUGAUGGUUUCUGCAGGACUUCGCCACACUUGUGCAGUAACGGUAAACCACGAGCUUGUCUGCUUCGGGGAUGACUGCUUCGGACAGUGCCGGAUCCCUGCAGAUCUUGACCAAGUGGUGGCAGUCAAGGCAGGAGCUUACCACACUUGUGCUGUGCGGCCGGAUGGCUCUCUGACUGCCUUCGGGUUUAACUCCGCGGGGCAGUGCGACAUCCCAAGCCGGUUGAGAAUCGGGCACCUGGGCAGGACUGUGGUACAGCACUCGCUCGGGCCGAGCCUUGCAAGUAGAACUUAA
This is a messenger RNA of Symbiodinium sp. CCMP2592, 657 nucleotides long. The record is from the annotation of a GenBank genome assembly. Lineage: Eukaryota; Dinophyceae; Suessiales; Symbiodiniaceae.